This is a messenger RNA of Corapipo altera (White-ruffed manakin), 6062 nucleotides long. RefSeq names its product pleckstrin homology domain containing A6 (gene PLEKHA6). The transcript is spliced from 25 exons. NCBI's taxonomy places the organism in Eukaryota, Metazoa, Chordata, Aves, Passeriformes, Pipridae. The record is from RefSeq and is a predicted model, not a curated record. Bases 274 to 4050 code for a protein of 1258 amino acids.
GGGCUCAGCCUGGAGAAAAGGGGGCUCAGGGGGGACCUUCUCGCUCUCUGCAACUCCCUGACAGGAGGGGGGAGCCAGAUGGGGGUCUGGCUUCACUUCCAGGGUGGCCCACCUGGAUGUGGCACUUGGGGACACGGUUUAGUGGUGAACACAGCGGUGCUGGGCUGAUGGCUGGAGACUCAGUGACCUUAGAGAGCUUUCCAACCUUCGUGAUCCCAUGAUUCCGUGAUUCCACGAGAGAUCCAAAGUGAUCCAAAGUGCGGGGUUAGCAGGAUGGGUCUCUGUGGGGGGCUCUUAACAACCACCCCCCUCCCGUUCCACAGCCACAAUGAAAGGCGGAACACCUUCCUGCACCCAGUGACGGGACAGGUCCCCGAGGACAGCUCCAGACUCGACUUGCACAAGCCCACCUCGGACAUGUCCAGCAAAGCGGGCAGCAAGCGGCCGCCCACCGUGCCCAGCGAGCCCCCCGGCCACGCCAUGGUGUCGGAGGGACCCCCGGAGCGCCCCGGAGGCCGGGUGGGUGCCCGGCACCGCGGGGCACGGCAGGGAGGAGCAGGGACGGGGCGCCAGGGACCCCCCCUGAGCGGCUCCUCUGCCCCCCUGCAGGCCCCGCGCUCCUCCCGCAAGGGCAUCGCCUUCGGGAAGCGCUCCAACUCCAUGAAGAGGAACCCCAACGCCGCCGUCACCAAGAGUGGGUGGCUCUACAAGCAGGCCAGCUCGGGGGUGAAGCAGUGGAACAAGCGCUGGUUUGUGCUGGUGGAUCGGUGCCUCUUCUACUACAAAGAUGAGAAGGAGGAGAACAUCCUGGGCAGCAUCCCCCUCCUCAGCUUCCGCGUGGCGGCCGUGCAGCCCUCGGACAACAUCAGCAGGAAGCACACGUUCAAGGUGACGGUGUGCUGGGUGGAGGAGAUGCCGGCGAGUAACGGGCAGUCCGUGUCUCCCCAGGCCGAGCACGCCGGCAUCCGCACCUACUUCUUCAGCGCCGAGAACACGGAGGAACAGGAAUCCUGGAUCCAAGCCAUGGGCGAGGCCGCCCGGGUGCAGAUCCCCCCGACCCAGAGGCACGAGAAGCCGGACUCGGAGAACAUCCCGCCCAGCAAACACCACCACCACCUGCACUGCAACAGCGCCCACCGCGAGCACCCCAAAGCCGACCCCGACGCCAAGACCCGCGGGGAGGGCGAUGGCCGCGGCUCCGAGAAGAUGGAGAGGAAGCCGGAGCGGGCGGAGGGCAAGAAGGAGCCGCUGGCCAAGGCCAACGGCGUGGGCGGGCAGGAGGGGCCCUCGGAGCCCGGCAGCCCCUACCCCGAGGCGCUGCGGGGGCCGGGCAGCGCCGAGCGGCCGCCGCAGCCCAACGGGUGGCCGUACCCGUCCCCCAGCCGGCCCGGCAGCACCGCCUUCCCCCCGCCCGACGGCGAGAGCAGGGACCCCCGCCGGGCCGCCGCCCCCCGCCCCAACCCCGACAAGGUGGCCCAGCGCAAGAGCUCCAUGACGCAGCUGCAGCAGUGGGUGAACUCCCGCCGGGGGAACGUGCCCCCCGAGGAGCUGCGCAGCCCCACCAGGUUUUACCCUGUGCCUCGCCGGGUGCCCGACUACUAUUCCCCCUACUCGCCGCAGUACCCCGAGGAGUACCAGUACUACCCCGCGGGCGUGCGCCCCGACAGCAUCUGCUCCAUGCCCGCCUUCGACCGGGUGAGCCCGCCCUGGGCGCUGGAGGACAAGCGCCACUCCUUCCGCAACGGGGGCACCUUCCAGCUGCGGGACUGGAAGGACCCGGCCGGGUUCGGCCGGCAGGACGUGCCGCUGUGGCUGCCGGCCCCGGGGAGGCAACCGCCCUACCUGGACGAGGUGGACGCGGCCUCGGGCUCCCUGCGGAGGAUGUCGCUGCAGCCGCGGUCCCGCUCGGUGCCGCGCUCGCCCAGCCAGGGCUCCUACAGCCGGCCGCGGGUGUACUCGCCCGUGCGCUCGCCCAGCGCCCGCUUCGAGCGGCUCCCGCCCCGCGGUGACGAGAUCUACGCCGACCCCACUCCCUUCAUGAUGAGGCGGUCCAUCAGCUCGCCCAAGUACGACUACCUGGGUGACAGGCGGCCUGUCCCCCCCGGAGUGUAUCCGUACCACUUCCCAGCAUCCCCCACCAUCCACGACAAAAUGGAUGAACUUUUAGACCUUCAGUUGCAAAGAAACCUAGAGUAUUUGGACCAGCAGAUGAGCGAGAGCGAGACCCUGAUCAGUAUGGUCAACAGGAUGGUGGAGACCUCCUCCCCUAGGGCCCAGCUCUACAUGCAAGUGACGCCCUUCCCGGAGGCCUACAGGGACACUCUGCAUCCCUACAAGAUAAGCGAGCAAGACACUGAUAAGCUGCUGGGGAAGCUCUGUGAGCAGAACAAGGUGCUGCGGGAGCAGGAGAGGCUGGUGCAGCAGCUCCGAGCUGAGAAGGAGAGCCUGGAGAGUGCCCUGAUGGGGACACACCAGGAGCUGGAGAUGUUUGGGAGCCAACCUGCCUACCCAGAGAAGCUGCUGCACAAGAAGGAGUCGCUCCAGAACCAGCUCAUCAACAUCCGUGUGGAGCUGUCUCAGGCCAGCACGGCCUUGGCAAACAGCACCGCCGAGUACGAGAGCCUGGAGAGCGAGGUGUCCACCCUGCACGACGACCUGUGGGAGCAGCUGAACCUGGACAUCCAGAACGAGAUGCUCAACCGGCAGAUCCAGAAGGAGAUCUGGCGGAUCCAGGACGUGAUGGAGGGGCUGAGGAAGAACAACCCGUCCCGUGGCACCGACACUGCCAAACACAGAGUGGCCCUGGGCCCCUCGGGGACGUACAGCUCCAACAGCCCUGCCAGCCCCCUGAGCUCUGCCAGCCUCACCAGCCCCCUCAGCCCCUUCUCCCUCAUCUCUGGCUCCCAGGGCUCGCCCACCAAGCCCGGACCCAGUGAGGAACCAGGCCCGCCUCGACCUCCCCUCCCCAAGUCCUACGUCCCCCUGGAGUCUCCUCCGGCCGUCCCUCCACUGCCCAGCGAGAGCCGCCUCUGGCCGUACCCCACGUCCCCUUCCUGGCAGCACGGCGGGGCAGAGGCCAAGCGGGGACAGCCCAAACCAGGCUUCGAGCAGAGCAAGAAGGAGGCGCAGCGACCCAGCCCCCCCGGCCCCCCGGGCGAGGGGCUCCUGCAGGGCCGGCAGGAGCAGGAUGCGGAGAAGCAGGCGGCUCUCAACAAGGUGGGAAUCGUCCCCCCCAGGACCAAGUCCCCGGCGGAGGAGGAGGUGGUGGCGAGGAGGAGUGCUGCUGGCAUGGCCAACGGGCUCAGCUCCCGGGAGAGACCGAAGAGCGCCGUGUUCGCCACCGAGACGAAGGUGAAGAUGAGCGUGGAGGAGCAGAUCAACCGCAUGAAGCGCCACCAGAGCGGCUCCAUGAAGGAGAAGAGGCGCAGUUUGCAGCUCCCCAGCAGCCAGCAGCCCGAGCCCCCCGGCACCAAGACCCCCACCUCCUACAAGGUGGUGCGCCGGCACCGCAGCAUCCAUGAGGUGGAUAUCUCGGACCUGGAGGCCGCGCUGCGCUCGGACGACCCUGGGAAGGUGUACGAGACCCCCCAGGAGGAGAUCGCCCGACUGCGCAAGAUGGAGCUGGAGCCGCAGCACUACGACGUGGACAUCCACAAGGAGCUCUCCACGCCUGACAAAGUCCUCAUCCCUGAGCGGUACGUCGAGCUGGAGCCCGAAUCACCCCUCAGCCCCGAGGAGAUAAAGGAGAAGCAGAAGAAGGUGGAAAGGAUCAAGACCCUCAUUGCCAAAUCCAGCCUGCAGAACGUGAUCCCCCUGGGCGAGGGGGAGGUGGACACCCCCCAGGACCCCGAGACGCAGCUGCAGGAGCAGGAGAAGAGGAUCGAGAUCUCGUGCGCUCUGGCCGCCGAGGCCUCGCGCCGCGGCCGCAUGCUCUCGGCUCAGUGCGCUACCCCCAGCCCUCCCACCUCCCCAGCCUCCCCGGCUCCUCCGACCAACCCCCUCUCGGCCGAACCCCGGGGCGCCGACAGCAGCCACUUAAUGCGUGUGUGAGCCGUGACCCUCAAGCCCUGGCUGCUGCCGGCACCAUCAAGUUCCACGGGGCCACGUUUUAGCCCCCCCCGACACGACACCGAACCUCUCGCCAUCGUUUUUGGUUCUCCUGGACCCCCUUCCCCCCUUCCGACGGCGAGACCACCCGGCACGGCCGCGCGGGGGAUGCGGCGCCGACGGCACCGGCUGCUCUGCCCCGGCCUGAGUAGACAUGGGGGUGCUGGAGGUGGUCCCCGAGUAGCCCCUGGGCUGGCAGUGGACACAGGGACAGAUCUGCCGUGUCCUGGGUGCCAGGCCCACGCGGGCAGCCGGGCAGGGACAUCCGUGACAGCGGCCACUGGCACAGCGGGCACCUCCCUGCCGGGGCAUCCCUGGGGAGCGUUCGGACUCCUGGGACGCCUCCCAAAGGUCUGUGAAGGGGCUCUCUGGGUGGAGACCGGCCAGUCCCCACCACGGAUGGUGCUUCCACCUUCCACCAGGCUUGGAUGGUCCAUCUGAGCUCCUCGGGUGCCUCUUCCCCUCCCUGAGCCCUGACCCUGCUUUUUGCACCCGCCUGGCCUGGGCUGUCCCGUCCCUCCUGGUGCUGGGGCUCGGCUGGAGGCAGAAGGAGCCAUGUCAGGAGCAGGGUGGGUGGAGGUGGGACUGUGGGGACACAGAGGUGCCCGGGGCAGUGCCCUGUGCGGGGUCAGGGUGGCACCAGGGCUGCCUGUGGCACCGGAGCGCCGCUGGCACGGAGCAGGAGGUGUGGGCAGGGAUGGGGACGUUGGAUGGGAGCAGGGCAGGGAGCUGGGUGCCAGGUGGGGUGGGGAAGCCGUGGGGUCAUCAGGGACCCCCCCAGUGGGUGAGGAUGGUGGUGAGAAGGGGAAGGGGCCAGGCAGGAGCAGCGGGGUCACCUCGGCUGCCACCGUCACCCCCGAGCCCUCCCAAAGCCUGGCCCUGUGUCUCCCCCAGACCCUUCCCGUUGCACUCCAGCCCCUUCCAGCUGUUUGGAUUUCCUGUAGCAAAUUUACCCUUUGCUUUAACGUUCUGGAGGGUGGGGAAAAAAAAGCGGGUUCUGCCCAGAAAAGCAGAAUCCCUGGCAGGAUGUGUGGUUGGCAGGGCUGCCCCCAGGGGCCGGGGUGGGCAGGGAGGAUGGAGUGAGGAGCUGGAGACUGGAUACCGUCCAUCCCACAGCUACUUCCCUACUGGCUGAUCCUGACCCCCCCAGGAGCCCUGCACCCCAUUAUCCCCCAUACACCCCAUCUUAGCAAUACUGUAGGAACCCCCAGAGCCCUAAAUCCUCCUCCUGAGCCUCCCUCAGCCCUCUUAGCUCAUAAAGCUGGCCCUUUAUUUUGCUAUUACAUGCCUUAAUAUAUGUUUUAUGGAAAUUAUACAUUUAUAAUAUAUAUCUAUAUUUGGUUUUUUCUCUUCUUUCCUGGGAGGAACUGUUUGUGCCGAGCUCUCUCUCCGUGGGGUUGUGUUGGCACCAGCCCUGCCCAUGAGUUACAAAAAGCAGAUUCUUUGCCAAUUUAUCAGAGGGAAAAAAAAAAAAAAAAAAAAAAAAAGAAAAAAAAACCUAUUUAAAAUAUAUAUAUUUUUUCUGCUUUUAUUAAAAGCAAAUUUAUUUAAAAUAAAAUAUACAGAGACUGUAAGUUUUAAGAGAUGAUGUUUAUUUCCCUGUCCCUGAGUGCAGCAGGGGGGUGACCAGGGUGGGCUCCCAGCUGGUGUAACUGGGGCAGACCCCCCUUACACCGGCUGUGGGGACACCAUGGGGACACACCGGGGUGGCUGUGGCCAACACAGACCCACAGGCAGCAAUUUUUCUCAUCUCCAGGGAGCAGGGAGGAUGAGGAGCAUCCCAGUGCUCCUGUCCUGGUGUUCCCAGAGCCAUCAGACACAAGUGACCGUGUCUGAGCUGUCCCCAAGGUGUGUCCCCAGGGCACCCCAUGGCUGCCCUUGGAGCCCAGCUCUGGUUUUGUUUGGGUUUUUUUUUGUUUUUGUUUUGUUUUGUUUUGUUUUGUUUUUUAAAAAAA